GCCGGAACGCACAAGGCUGUAUUGUUUAUUUCGCUUACAGCCCACUUGUUACUAGGAUCUUUGACUAGAAAGUCUUACACAUUCCACCAAUCCCAACCGUCAAAGUGGUGUACGUGCGAAUCGAACGUUCGACAAGUUUAGCCAUCUUGCAGUAGGUAAAGUGCAGAGGAGUGAAAUUGUUUGGCGAACGGUGACAAGCUUCUAUCAUCAACGAGAAAAAAACGAGAGGACAGGGCUACGCGAAUGCGGGUUUGUCGGUGAAAGACAUGUUCCAUGCGGAGAGAGCUGCGGAUGGCUCAGGCUCGUUGUCUUUGCGAGGACAACGUGUGGCGGCUGAUGAUUUGUGGUCUGAGUCUUCAACCAGGGCGCGCGUUGGAUACUUAUAAAUGGAUAUAGCCAAGAACUAGCUAAUGCAAGUAUAUGUUUAUGUAAAUUCUUUUUCUUUCGAAAUAAAUGUGCAUUGACUAAACAAAUCUCAGCCAUGAAUAGCGUAAAGUACUUUCAUGAUACAUUUUAACGAAUAAAAGAGAUGGGGUGUUUAUAAAUUCCAUGGAUACAAUAUGAAAAAAAUAAUUUGGAUUUAUUAUACUAUGGAUACAAUAUGACAAACGCAUUCUUAGUAAUUUUCAUUGACACUUGCUCGGCUGCUAUCCUUUGAAGAUUGGUUCUAGUUCGAAUGCAGGCAACCACACAGUUUCCAAUUGUUCAUUCAAUUGCCGGAAACGGAUUAAAUCUUGAUAUAUUUCCGGAGUGUUAAAUAUGUAACGAAAAUCGUCCUCAUUCAAGAGCAACACUACAUGGUAGACUGUUCAGUAUGCAACAGUUAGUGUUCAUCAUUUUGGCCGCGCUUGUUAAACUCCUGCACGGUAUAGAUGGAGCGGCAUUAUUUACAAAAGAAGAAGAACAGAGAGUUGAAGCGUUCGUUCACAACGUCAUGGACUGUAGAAGCAUCCCGGGUCUUACGUUAUCCGUCGUCAAAGGAGACGAGACAUGGACGCAUGGAUUCGGCAAGGCUGACGUAGCUCUUGACGUUGACGUUACGGAGAACACGUUGUUUGGCACAGGAUCUCUGGGAAAGGCUUUUACGAUGACGUUGCUAGGUAACCUCAUCCGCAAAUCAAGUUAUACUUUCCACACUAAGCUCUCUGAGAUCGCCAAUGUCAAUCUGAUAUUUGCCAACGCGACCUUGACAGCAGAGAUGACCUUGGGUGACCUACUUUCCCACAGAACGGGCCUCUCCGCCGUCACGGAUUUUGGUUUCAUCGCAGGGUAUCCAAGGGGAACAACAAGAGCUAUGCUUGCAAAAAAAAUCAAGAAUCUACCUCAAGCCGCGCCAUAUCCAUCAACGAUGCUGUACAAUAACAUGAUGUACGUAAUGCUUGGUCACGUGAUCGAAGUUCUCGGUGAUGACACGUGGGAGAAUCUCUUGUCGUCAAAUGUUCUUGGCCCAAUAGGCAUGACGUCAACCCGCGUCCUGAACAAGGCAGAGCUGUUUCAGACCAAUGAAGUCGCCAAGCCGUACAUUCUCAAGAAUGGCGAACUGGAGCUUGGCUUUACACACCUAUACGAAUUGACACCGUUGGAACCGGCCGGAUUACUGAUGUCCUCCGGGGCGGAUAUGGUAAAAUGGAUGCGAUUCAACCUCCGUAAUGCCACCACAGACACUGGGAACAUGUUGCUACGGCCGGAAGAUCUGGAUGAGGCAUUCCAAAUGCAGACAGACACGAAGGGAAGCGUCCGAAGCCUUACGACGCCCGCCUAUCCGAUCAACGACACCACGGAGGGCUACGGGUACGCCUGGUUCACUGGCGCGUACAGAGGUAACCGUCGAAUAUUGCACAGCGGCGGUUUAUUCUCUCUCAAUUCUCUCAUCUGGCUGUUUCCGCAUCUAAACCUGGGCCUGUUUGUCAGCAUGAACGGCCCCGGCCUGCCGUCCAUACCCGGGUACGCCUCGCAGACAAUCCUGUCCUUUGUGGCAGAUCUUGCGAUGGGGAUGCAACCAUGGCUCACUCCUGCAACAGCGUGCACGUUUCCAGAACCGUGGAGUAAGGCUUUCAAUUCGCCUUACCCAUCGCCUAAAAAGUUUACCAAUAACAAUACUAAAGAUUUUGUUGGUGAAUACGGGAACGAUUUGAUGCCAGACGUAAAGAUAUACGAAGAGCGAGCGGACGACACCGAGAGACCGGUUCUGUGGCUGCAGAUGAACAAGGUGAAUGGCACAUUGCUUCCAACCGAGGACAAGGACACAUUCCAGUUGAAGGUCGUAAGCCCCUGGGAAUUCGCAAUUGAACGGAUCUUGAACGAGAACUUUACGGUGACAUAUACGACGAAAUUUUAUCGAGACCAAGUGGAAGGAAAGGUGAAAGGGUUCAGGGUGCAGUUCAACAGUCCACAAGAAGUGCUAGACUUUAACAAAUGUGUUAGAUUCUUGGAAGCAACUGCAUGCAGCCAGACAAUGAAAGACGUCAGCGAUGGAACCAACGGAGCGUCUUUGGUCAUCGAUAUCCAGAUUGUAUUAUUCAUCCUGGUUUCCAGUGUCAAUGUGUUUGUAUCGCUGGUCUUAUGAAACAGGGAACGUUUACAGCAUGUUGAAUCUCGAAUAUAUUGUUGGACCCAAGUGUCAAUCAGUCUAUUUUAUUGAUGUAAGCUAUUUUGUAUCUGUUUAGUUUCUUAUCUUAAUUUCUCGUGGCAUUAUUUACUGUUACCCUCCUAAAUUGUUGUCAAGUCUGGCCUGGCCCCAUAAUAAUUUCUGCUGACCAAUUAAAUACUUAAUGACCAGUCAAUAGAAUUACAUAUACAGGCUAGAAUCAGUUUGUUUAUUGCAUUGUUGAAAAUUGCUUGUAUUUUCUUCCUGUUGGCAAGGCAGACGUGUGUUUCUUAGUGCACAACUUUCUUCGUCAGUCAAUUAAAAUAGUAUCUAUGUCUAACAAUUAAAAGUGCUACUUUUCAUAUUUUUGGUAAAUGUUACCACUUAAAACUGGCGUAUUCAAUGGAUUUUUACCAUCUAAAGCUUAGCACAUGCUGUUAUGGAUGAAUUGGUAGCCAUCUUGAUUUUUACUGAAUUUACUGCUCGUUGCAUGGUUAGAGUCAGCUAAGUCUACAAGCUACAUAGCAUUCAUCAUAAAUUUUCAAGUAUUUCUUGAGAAAUGUCUUCAAAUGGGAAUGGGAGAAAACGCUCUUUUAUAAGGUGUUUAUAUUGUCGCAUGUUAUUGUCGUUAGUUAUUAAUGUAUUACAUUAUUUAAUCUUCCAUAGAACGUGUAUGUUUUGGCAUCCCUUUGAGCAAUUGUUAAGGCACCGUGAUUUCUGCGCCCGGCGCAAAAUUUGUUUUGGCUGUGUCAUGCGCCCGGCACAAGACGCACUGUGCCAAUGCGCCCGGCACAAGACGCAGAGUGCCAUCGAAAGUAGUAUAUAUAGCUGAUAUUUUCUCAUACCAAAAAAAAAUCCAUCUUUGAGUAACAUCUUUCAUACAACUUUUAUUUACACAUUCGAGUAAGUAAAAAUAAUGAACAAACUUUGUUAAUAUAAUAAAACACUUAAAAUAUAGAGUGAAAAUAGUUAAUACACAUAUAUACAUUUAUAUUAAGACAUUAAUUUGCAUUUAGUUGCAUUUCUUGCUGGAGAAUAAACAAUAUAUUGAAAAGUUA
Messenger RNA from Dreissena polymorpha, 3645 nucleotides. RefSeq lists its product as uncharacterized. Bases 815 to 2566 code for a protein of 583 amino acids. The record is from RefSeq and is a predicted model, not a curated record. The transcript is spliced from 8 exons. Lineage: Eukaryota; Metazoa; Mollusca; Bivalvia; Myida; Dreissenidae.